Messenger RNA from Gallus gallus (chicken), 1533 nucleotides. RefSeq names its product coenzyme Q6, monooxygenase (gene COQ6). Gene Ontology annotation, biological process: ubiquinone biosynthetic process. NCBI's taxonomy places the organism in Eukaryota, Metazoa, Chordata, Aves, Galliformes, Phasianidae. Gene Ontology annotation, cellular component: mitochondrion. The record is from RefSeq and is a predicted model, not a curated record. Gene Ontology annotation, molecular function: 2-octaprenyl-6-methoxyphenol hydroxylase activity; oxidoreductase activity, acting on paired donors, with incorporation or reduction of molecular oxygen, NAD(P)H as one donor, and incorporation of one atom of oxygen; FAD binding. The coding region runs from base 16 to 1416 and encodes 466 amino acids. The transcript has 12 exons.
GUCACUUCCGCAGCGAUGGCGGCGGCGUGCGGCCGGGGCCUCCUGGCUCCGCUCGGCGGGCGGCUGCGGGCCUGCCCACGGGCAUCGCUCCGCUCCCUCACCUCCGCCGCGCCGCUCUACGACGUGGUGGUGUCGGGCGGCGGCAUGGUGGGCAGCGCUAUGGCCGCCGCGCUGGGGCACGAUAUCCAUUUCCAUGACAAGAAGAUUGCCUUGCUGGAGGCUGGGCCUAGGAAGGAAUAUCACUUACCAGAGAGCUACAGCAACAGGGUCAGCUCCAUCUCCCCCGGAUCAGCCACCCUCCUGAGCAGUUUUGGUGCCUGGGAUCAUGUCUGCAACCUGAGAUGUAAACCAUUCCGACGCAUGCAGGUGUGGGAUGCUUGUUCUGAAGCCAUCAUCACUUUUGAGAAAGAUGACUUAGAUGACAUGGGUUACAUAGUGGAGAAUGAUGUCGUUAUGUCUGCUGUUACAAAACAGUUAGAUGCAGUAGCAGACCGGGUGGAGGUUUUCUACGGGAGCAGAGCAGUCGGGUAUACCUGGCCCCUUCCCUCUCACAGCUGUGACACAAGCCCUUGGGUCCAAGUUGAGUUAGCUGAUGGACGCAGACUUCAGACCAAACUGCUGAUUGGUGCGGAUGGCCAUAACUCUGUAGUCCGGAAGGAAGCUGAAAUUCAGAACAUUGAGCAUCAGUAUGACCAGUCAGCUGUGGUGGCAACUCUUCACUUGUCUGAGGCCACAGACAAUAACGUAGCAUGGCAGAGGUUCCUCCCCACAGGGCCAAUUGCACUUCUGCCACUGUCUGACACUGCCAGCUCUCUGGUUUGGUCUACAUCUCAUGAACACGCUUCAGAACUUCUCACUAUGGACAAGGAAAGUUUUGUGGAUAGCAUCAACUCUGCCUUUUGGAGCAACGUAAACCAUUCUGACUUCAUUGAUGCUGCUGGGGCCAUGUUUCGAUCUGCUCUUUCACUUCUGAAACCCUCAGGGACUGCGGUGCGUCAGCUGCCCCCAAGUGUUGCCAAUGUAGAUCCAGAGAGCAGAGCUGUGUUCCCUCUGGGGAUGGGACAUGCGACAGAGUACGUCAGGCACCGCGUGGCUCUCAUCGGGGAUGCAGCACACAGAGUCCAUCCACUUGCAGGACAAGGUGUAAACCUGGGUUUUGGUGAUAUUGCAUGUUUAACUCAUCACCUCAGUGCAGCAGCCUUCAACGGGCAAGAUCUGGGAUCCUUAAAACAUCUCUUAAGGUUUGAGACAGAACGUCAGAGGCACAACGUCUCUUUGAUAGCUGCUAUUGAUUUACUGAAGAGGCUUUACUCCACGAGCCUUUCUCCCUUGGUGUUGCUGAGGACAUGGGGAUUGCAAGCAACAAAUGCCCUGCCUCCUGUCAAAGAGCAAAUCAUGGCUUUUGCCAGUAAGUGAUCCAUUCUCAGUUUGGAACAGCAGUUUGCCAGUGUGUGCAUUAUUUUUAUAAGGACUUUGAACGAUACAAUUUUUGAAUGGUGUUAUCUUAAUUUAACAAUAAAACUGAAGUAUUGA